Camellia sinensis is the source of this 1691-nucleotide messenger RNA. It is a transcript of the gene IVD, whose product is annotated as isovaleryl-CoA-dehydrogenase. Gene Ontology annotation, biological process: L-leucine catabolic process. Gene Ontology annotation, cellular component: mitochondrion. Lineage: Eukaryota; Viridiplantae; Streptophyta; Magnoliopsida; Ericales; Theaceae. The record is from RefSeq and is a predicted model, not a curated record. Gene Ontology annotation, molecular function: flavin adenine dinucleotide binding; 3-methylbutanoyl-CoA dehydrogenase activity.
AUUCAGACAGAAGAAGCUACGGUGAUUGCUAGACUGAAAGCGUUUCUCUCGCAACCAACAAUCGUCUUCCCCAUUAGCUCCAGCCGCAGAUUUCUCUCUCUAGAACCCAAAUAUGAUGCAUAGGUUAUCCUCAGUGAGGUCUUUAACGGCUGCACUGUUCAGAAAGGAGACACAGUGUGCUGCUUUCUCAACUUCUCUACUCUUCGAUGAUACCCAGAUACAGUUUAAAGAAAGUGUUUCACAGUUUGCCCAAGAAAAUAUUGCUCCUCAUGCAUCAAAAAUAGAUACAACCAAUUAUUUCCCAGAGGAGGUCAAGUUGUGGAAACUAAUGGGGGAUUUUAAUCUCCAUGGAAUUACAGCUCCUGGUAGAAUUUCUUGUCAGGAGUAUGGAGGACUUGGCCUUGGUUAUUUAUACCACUGCAUAGCUAUGGAAGAAAUUAGUCGUGCUUCAGGAUCAGUUGGCCUUUCCUAUGGUGCCCACUCUAACCUAUGUAUCAAUCAGUUGGUGAGGAAUGGAAACCCUGCUCAGAAGCAGAAAUACUUGCCAAAGCUAAUCAGUGGGGAGCAUGUAGGAGCUCUUGCAAUGAGUGAACCCAAUGCUGGUUCUGAUGUUGUUAGCAUGAAAUGCAAAGCUGACGGUGUCGACGGAGGUUAUAUUUUAAAUGGGAACAAGAUGUGGUGCACCAAUGGUCCAGUCGCUCAGACACUGGUUGUUUAUGCAAAAACGGACAUUGCUGCUGGCUCUAAAGGAAUCACUGCAUUUAUCAUCGAGAAAGGAAUGCCUGGAUUUAGUACUGCCCAGAAGUUAGACAAACUUGGGAUGCGAGGAAGUGAUACGUGUGAGCUUGUCUUUGAAAAUUGCUUUGUUCCCAAAGAAAAUGUUCUGGGGCAGGAAGGAAAAGGAGUUUAUGUUAUGAUGUCAGGUUUAGAUCUGGAGAGGCUUGUUUUAUCGGGUGGACCCCUUGGACUAAUGCAAGCAUGUCUUGAUGUGGUUCUUCCCUAUAUUCGGCAGCGAGAACAGUUUGGACACCCAAUUGGUGAAUUCCAAUUUAUUCAGGGGAAAAUUGCUGACAUGUAUACUUCGCUGCAGUCUUCCCGAUCUUAUGUGUAUGCCGUUGCAAGGGACUGUGACAAUGGGAAAGCUGACCCUAAGGAUUGUGCUGGAGUUCUACUUUGUGCAGCUGAAAGAGCCACCCAAGUUGCUCUUCAGGCUAUCCAAUGUCUGGGUGGUAAUGGAUACGUCAAUGAGUACCCAACUGGUCGCCUUUUACGGGAUGCCAAGUUAUAUGAGAUUGGGGCUGGGACUAGUGAAAUCAGAAGACUCAUUAUUGGUCGUGCGCUUUUUAAGGAACAGUAAGCGAGAAAUUGUGGGUCUGUAGACCGAAGUAUCCGUGCUUGCUGCUGCACUAUCUUGCUGGCCUACUGUGACGGACUGUUUUGACAUCGGUGCAGCAGCUUCUUCUUGCUCCCAUGGGGACUCAUUUUCGCUCUAUUCAGCCAUACAACUUGUUUUUUUCAUUUCUGAAUUAUAGUCCUCUGCAAACAUCACCUUCUCUCUUUUUCUGAAACUCGUUUCACAAUAAGGUUAUUUCUUUAGAUACAUUCACCACUGUUUGGUAAUCAAAAAAUGACAAAUAUUUUUUUUUUUGAUUACUUGGUAUUCGAACCAACUAUCAAAUUAUUUUAUUUUA